AUGCAGUACAUCGAUGACAACAAGCACGAAUACACAAAACAUCUCCCCGCCAGCAAAGACGAGACUCAUUUUGGUUCGUAUGCGGCGUACGAAGAAAUUGAGACGGGGGCCCAGGACGCCUGGCUCGUAUUUGAGGCGCACAUGUUCCGCUCCGAGAUCGGGCCGUGUCGCUUCAUGGACCAAAUCGGCCUCGACACGGUGGCAUUUAUCGAAGACAACUACAUCCAGGAGCGUGGGCUCGGCGGCACUCUGACCGUCGACUGGCUUCGCAAAGAGUACCUGGCACAAGGCAGACUCGGUCUCAAGAGCGACAAGGGCAGCCUAUACCCACCACAGACGCAGCCACAGGCUCCUCCAGUGCAGUCGCCCCAGCAGCUGCAAGGAGCGCAAAAACAGCAGCAACAACAACCUACUCUCUACUUCCUCGACGUGGGCCUGGGCGGCAACCUGUCGCAACUUGAUGAGGUGGCGCGCAAUGGUAAGAUUCUGCGGCGCGACGGCCGCACGGCGGAGGUGACCACUGUGAUGAGUGGACAGCCUGCGCCGGACGGCAUCGACAUGGCUGGGGACUGCAUGUACUGGACCAACAUGGGGGCAAACGCUGCUGUACGCGACGGCAGCGUCAUGUCGAGCCGGCUGGACGGCAGCGACGUGCAAACGGUUAUGCCGGCCGGUCAAGUCUACACGCCCAAGCAGCUCGUGGCGGUGCCGUCACGGAAGCAGCUGUAUUUCUGUGGCCGUGAGGCCAUGGGCGUGCACCGAUGCGGCCUUGACGGGAAAGAUCACGAGGUGCUGGUGCAGCGGCGAGCCGCGGAUAAGGCAGACGCGUUGCUUCAGAGGUGCGUGAGCAUUACUGUCGACGAGCGCGCCGGCAAGGCCUACUGGACUGACCGUGGCGAGCACCUCCGCGGCAGCUCCCUUAACCGCGCCUCUCUGUCCGGUCCACUCGACCUGCAAAGACGCCAGAUCUUUGUCACCGACCUUGGAAGGAGCGUGUAUAGUGUUGAUGUCGACAGCGGGGCCAAGACGGUGCUGCACUCGGACGAUGGCUGCUACACGGGCAUUUUUGCCACGGAGCUGCACGGGACACAUUCAGCCUAUUCCGAGUCACAAGGCCUGCGGUUUGACCGUCACCCCAUCCCCAAUGUCCCGAGUUCCAGUGAGCGUGACCGCCCCAACAACUACCACAACAACAACUACCACAAUAAUAACCAGCUAUCGCACAACCCACCUCAACCUGCACCGUCCCACGGCUUCCUCGCCGAUGUCACCAACAAGGUUGACCUCGGCGAGGACAUCGACUUCGUCGUCGGCCUGACAGCAUCGGCCCUCACGGCCGACCAGGUGCUCAAGUUGGCCACAAGCAAGGACCACAAGACGAUGCACCUUGCCAAGGCCGGCCUGGCUGGUGCCGUCGCCGCCACCGCCUUCACCAUGAUGGCCCGCGAGCACCGCGAGCACCGCAGCGCCGCAAACCACGGCCGAGGGCGUCGCCGUCCCCGCGACCUGAGCACCGACUCUGGCACAGACUCGGAUCGCCGACACUCCCCCAUGCGUGGCCGUCCCCCAUCAUACCGCGAGGACUGGCCCGUGGUCGCCGGUCCACGGCACUACCGCCGGAGUCACAGCUACGGCGACUACUACACACACGCUCGGUCCACUGGCCAGCUCCCCUAUCCGCCUGACACACCAUCGGACAGUCCGCCUGACACACCAUCGGACAUGACGAAUGGCGAAGUCAAAGAGCUCGCCGCUGGAUGGGUGUCCCGGCAGGCAGGCCAGUCCCAGGCCCACGAGGACCUGACCAAUGUUGAUCUCUGGGAGGCGUGCGUGGCUUACAUCUCGACCGCCCCUAUUGAUCCCGCCACCGGCAAGUACACUGCCGACAUUGCGGAGAUGAACGACUGCUUCGAGCACUACGAAGAAGACGACGUGACGAAGACCGAGUUCAUACUCUGCUAUCAUUGUGCGACUUAUCACCCAUCUCCUCCUCAAGGUGCAGGACAGUGAUAUAGCAAUAGCCAGAUACGGUAGAUGGAUAGGAUGAGUGGGGGGGGGUUACUGUCGCUAGCACAGUAAGCGUCU
This is a messenger RNA of Lasiosphaeria miniovina, 2085 nucleotides long. RefSeq lists its product as uncharacterized. The coding region runs from base 1 to 2010 and encodes 669 amino acids. Gene Ontology annotation, molecular function: oxidoreductase activity. The record is from RefSeq and is a predicted model, not a curated record. The transcript is spliced from 6 exons. NCBI's taxonomy places the organism in Eukaryota, Fungi, Ascomycota, Sordariomycetes, Sordariales, Lasiosphaeriaceae.